Molecule: messenger RNA, 4348 nt
Organism: Arachis ipaensis
Lineage: Eukaryota; Viridiplantae; Streptophyta; Magnoliopsida; Fabales; Fabaceae
Source: RefSeq, a predicted model, not a curated record
CAAGCAGCACUGGUGCUUAAUGCUUCUUGUCGAUUUCGUUACACCUUGGACUUGAAAAAACAAGAAGAGAAGACACAAAUAUUGAGAAAGAUUAGAGCUCAUGCACAAGCCAUUAGGGCAGCAUAUCUUUUCAAAGCAGCCGGGGAUGGUCAAGUGAUUGAAACCACAAAGCCUCCUGUGGCCUCUGCUGGUGAAUUUCCAAUUGGACAAGAGCAACUUGCUUCAGUUUCAAGGGAGCAUGAUACCGUUGCUCUUCAGCAAUAUGGAGGGGUUGCUGGGAUAUCAAAUUUGUUGAAAACCAAUUUAGAGAAGGGGAUUCAUGGUGAUGAUGCUGACUUACUAAAACGAAGGAAUGCAUUUGGUUCCAAUGAUUAUCCUCAAAAGAAAGGAAGAAGUUUCUGGAUGUUUAUGUAGGAUGCUUGCAAGGAUCUGACUUUGAUUAUUUUAAUGGUAGCUGCAGCGGCUUCAUUGCUCAGUCUUGCUGACUUUGACUGGAAAUUUGAGUUUUUCUUCUCUCGUUUCCUUGUUCUUCUUGCUUCUUGGGUAUUGAGGAAGGAUGGUAUGAUGGGGGAAGCAUUGCUUUUGCAGUUAUUCUUGUCAUUGUUGUCACAGGUUAUCAGAGGUGGUAGAAGGAUUGAAAUCUCUAUAGAGAUUGUUGUUGGUGAUGUUAUACCCCUCAAUAUUGGUAACCAGGUCCCUGCUGAUGGAAUUUUGAUCACUGGUCACUCUCUUGCAAUUGAUGAAUCAAGUAUGACUGGGGAGAGCAAAAUUGUCCAUAAAGAUUCUAAGGACCCUUUUUUGAUGUCUGGGUGUAAAGUUGCAGAUGGCAGUGGUACUAUGCUGGUAACUGGUGUUGGUGUUAAUACUGAAUGGGGGCUUCUAAUGGCCAGCAUUUCAGAAGACACUGGUGAAGAAACACCUUUGCAGGUUCGCUUAAAUGGUGUAGCCACCUUCAUCGGUAUUGUUGGUCUCUCUGUUGCUGUUGUUGUUCUGAUUGUGCUACUGGCCAGAUUUUUCUCCGGCCAUACCAGAGAUGCAAGUGGCAAUGUUCAAUUUAAAGCAGGGAAGACUAAAGUUGGUGAUGCUAUUGACGGGGCAAUUAAGAUAGUAACUGUUGCGGUCACUAUUGUAGUGGUUGCAGUACCAGAAGGGCUCCCGUUAGCAGUUACCUUAACACUGGCGUACUCAAUGAGGAAAAUGAUGGCGGAUAAAGCUUUGGUGAGGAGGCUUUCCGCUUGUGAGACAAUGGGCUAUGCAACAACCAUUUGCAGUGAUAAAACUUGCACGUUGACCAUGAAUCAGAUGACUGAGGUGGAGGCUUAUGCUGGUGGGAAGAAGAAUGAUCCUCCUGGUAACAAGUCAGAGCUCUCUCCCAAGCUCCACUCUUUGCUCAUUGAAGGUGUUGCACAGAACACUAAUGGCAGUGUUUUUGUCCCUGCGGGUGGUAACGAUGUUGAGGUUGCCAGAUCACCAACAGAAAAGGCAAUUUUACAUUGGGGAUUAGAGAUUGGGAUGAACUUCGACUCUACUAGAUAGGAAUCAUCAAUUAUUCACGUUUUCCCUUUCAAUUCUGAGAAAAAAUGAGGCGGAGUUGCAGUACAAACGGCUGACUCUGAAGUUCACAUACACUGGAAAGGUGCUGCUGAGAUUGUCCUAGCCUGCUGUACACGGUACAUUGAUGCAAAUGACCAGUUGAUAGACAUGGAUGAGGAAAAGAUGGUAUCUUUCAGAAAAGCUAUUGAAGACAUGGCUGCCGAGAGUUUACGUUGUGUUGCCAUUGCAUAUAGAACAUUUGAAAAGGAGAAUGUUCCAGCCACUGAAGAAGAACGGGCUCACUGGUCUUUACCAGAAGAUAAUCUUGUUUUGUUAGCUAUUGUUGGUCUGAAAGAUCCUUGUCGACCUGGAGUCAAAGAUUCAGUGGAGCUUUGCCAAAAAUCUGGGGUUAAGAAACUGUUUUUCCGGCCAAAACCUUGUCAAACAUCAGAUCCAUUCCGAAGCAACCCCAGAAUCAGAACCGGAAAGCCAAGUUCGGCCUGUCCCCAAAAUUUCACCGCCGUCAACCGCCGCACGCGCCGACGCGCCGCCCCUUUACCUGCGCGUGGUCCUCGCGCCUCCGCUCCAGACGCGCGUGAACGUCACGCUCCGCUGCCCAGGUUUUUUCCGGCCGUUUCUGAGUGUCUGCCAUCAUGUCUUCUGAGGACCAUUGAUCCACCAAAGCUGACUAUGUUUCGAGCUUACAAAACUUGUAAAAAGGUGUGGGACCGUGCUAAAGCUUUAUACACUAAUGACAUUGCAAGACUUUACCAUGUUGCUAAGAAGCUGUAUAGUUUACAACUUCAAGGAACUGAUAUGGAAUCUUAUGUUGGGGCUGUGGAAGCUGUCAAGGAAGAGUUUUCGACUCUCCUUCCCUAUGUGUCUAAUGCUAAUGACCAUCAUGCUCAACAGGAAAAGCUGUUUUUGGUACUUACGUUAUUUGGGUUGCCAGCUGAACUUGAAUCUCUUCGGCAACAAAUAUUGGGCACCUCAUUCGUUCUUUCCCUUGAGGACGUAUUUGCACGACUCUUGCAAUCCGGCCCCUCUCUUGAGACCCAUACUUCCGACCAAACUGCAUUGGCAUCCCAAUCUUCUUCUCAAGUGUCCUUUCAAGUGCCCACUCGCGGCGGCCGUGGGGGUCGUGGUAAUGGUCGUGGUAAUCGCACUCGCCUUAGUUGUACCUAUUGCCAUAGGAUUGGUCAUACUCAGGAUAAAUGUUAUGCUCUCCAUGGUCGUCCUAUCAAGGUAGCUAAUGUUGUCCAAAUUAAUGAGCCAUCUGACGUUCACUCUGCCGCACAACCACAAGGGAUAUUUGUCUCAAGUGCUUCUGAUCACAUUUCGGGUACUUCUUCUGUCCUCUCUAAACUUGAACACCCUGCAUUUCUUCCUUCUAUCACUUUGGCUGAUGGUUCUAAAAUUGGUGCUAAGGGAAUAGGUCAAGCUACUCAUCUUCCUACAUUACCUUUGAAAUCUGUUCUUUACAUGCCCAAUUGUCCUUUCAAUUUGAUUUCUAUUAGCCAACUUACUUGUUCUCUUAAUUGUUCUGUUACCUUUUUUGCUGACUCCGUCAUUGUGCAGGAUCGAGGGAUGGGACAGACGAUUGAUGUCACUUUUCUUGAGAAUACCCCUUUUUUCUCUGCACCCGACAUCACUUCACCUUCCAUUACGGAGGUGCUUCCUGAUCCUUACUUAGAUGGGCCUCCUAUUCCCACAAAGCCUCUCCAGAUCCUUCUUCGGGAGUUAGCAGUAGUCCUCCUAUUGCUCUCAGACAAGGUAAAAAUGGUCACUCUAAUGUCAAAACUGCAAAAGCAAUUGCUGUGGAGGAAAAACUUUUCGUGCCAUGACAGAUGCAGAGAUGAAAUAGCUGAAGCAAUAUCAGUUAUGGGACGGUCAUCUCCUAAUGACAAAUUAUUGCUUGUGUAAGCAUUGAGGAGGAAGGGACAUGUGGCUGUAACUGGGGAUGGAACAAAUGAUGCUCCUGCACUACAUGAGGCUGAUAUAGGUCUUGCAAUGGGUAUUCAAGGAACUGAAGUUACAAAAGAAAGCUCUGAUAUUAUUAUUUUGGAUGACAAUUUUGCUUCAAUUGUAAAGGAUGUGAGAUGGGGACGUUCUGUGUAUGCAAAUAUUCAGAAAUUUAUCCAGUUUCAGCUUACAGUAAAUGUAGCAGCUCUUGUUAUAAAUGUUGUUGCUGCUGUUUCCUCUGGUGAUGUCCCACUGAAUGCAGUGCAGCUUUUGUGGGUAAAUCUUAUCAUGGAUACUUUGGGAGCACUAGCAUUGGCAACUGAACCACGAACUGAUCACCAUGGUUGGCCUCCAGUGGGCCGAAGAGAACCUCUCAUAACAAAUAUUAUGUGGAGAAAUUUGCUGAUACAGGCAAUGUACCAAGUAUCUGUGUUGCUUGUUCUGAAUUUCCGAGGUAGGAGCAUACUGGGUCUGACACAUGACAAAAAUGAUCAUGCAAUUAAAGUGAAAAACACUCCGAUCUUCAAUGCAUUUGUUCUGUUUUUAGUCAUUGAUGAGAAAUUAUACUUAGUGCUAGCUUAGGACUGUACAUUUGCAUUUUAAAUGGUAAAGUUUUGUGUUGGAAGAAUUACCGAUGUUCGUUUCCUUAUCUUUUUAUGCAUUUCUAUAAUAGUAUUGCUGUAAUGGUGAUUGCUAAUUUCCAAUAGGUGCUAAUUGUAUCUAGAAAACCAAAGCCUAUUGCAAUUUUCCUGAGAUGUCUUGCUACUCACUCUUAUUUACACUACUGCUAAAUCCUUGUGAUGCGUUAGUGGUUGGCAAUGCAUGCCCAGUUCAUACCUUAUAUUCGUUGUCA